Messenger RNA from Gryllus bimaculatus (two-spotted cricket), 244 nucleotides. Lineage: Eukaryota; Metazoa; Arthropoda; Insecta; Orthoptera; Gryllidae. The record is from the annotation of a GenBank genome assembly.
ACGUGAAAUGCGGACCACACGCCACCUGCAGACCUGACGGCCAUGAGGCGUAUUGCGUGUGCGAAGACGGAUGGACUUUCAACCCCAGCGACGUGUCAGCCGGCUGCAUAGACAUCGACGAGUGCGACCCCGUGAACGGCCCCUCGGGCCGCUGCGGCCUCAACGCGCUCUGCACCAACAGCCCGGGCAGCUUCUCCUGCCAGUGUCUGCCCGGCUUCUCCGGCAACCCGCAGACCCACUGCCU